Molecule: messenger RNA, 305 nt
Organism: Lactuca virosa
Lineage: Eukaryota; Viridiplantae; Streptophyta; Magnoliopsida; Asterales; Asteraceae
Source: the annotation of a GenBank genome assembly
GUGAAAUACGAUGCCUCUUCGAUCUUCACAAAUACUCAUAAAUUAAUGAUCCAAAGGCUGUUUAUUUAUCGCAGCUUCUAUGAAUGCUACCUCACGUGAUUGUUCAUCAUCUAUGCGACCCUUCUUCCUUCUCUCUCUCUCUACGUAACUUCGACGACCCACUUUCUCUCUCUAAACCCAAACUUACAGAACAAGGAAAAAACGCAGUGGGACAGAUACCACUUUCCUCUUUUGUUAUUGACUCAUCAUUAUUCAUUAAGAUUAGAUUCUCAUCAAGUAUAUGUGAAUCAAAAGCCUCGAUUUGA